This is a messenger RNA of Rhipicephalus microplus (southern cattle tick), 672 nucleotides long. RefSeq names its product protein PBDC1. Lineage: Eukaryota; Metazoa; Arthropoda; Arachnida; Ixodida; Ixodidae. Gene Ontology annotation, cellular component: cytoplasm. The record is from RefSeq and is a predicted model, not a curated record.
UGCUGUGAACAUGUGGUUUGUUCACUGUUUGUGAAGCGUGGAAGCUCUUGCGAGCCGGCUCAGCGCUGAAUCAACAGGCGCUUUUGUCCUGUGAACAGUCGCACUGGUUCCACUUUGAUCGGGAAACAGAGCGAUGGCGAAGAUAGGCGACGGCGUGGAUCCCGUAGCGGCUCUCGGAGCGGCUCAGUUGCUCACAAGACCCGCUUCCGAGUUCGGCAAUGAUCCCACCGUCGAGUCCUUGUGGGCAAUCAAAGCAGUGGAGCACAUGGAAGUAUAUUUCAACUUAAUUAGCGCCGUCGACGCAAAGAUCUUGAAGCUCACACCACACGACGAAGACAUCUAUAACACUUUCAGGGAACACUUCCCCAACUUGGAUGUCAAGCGUCUUGUAGAGUCUGACAUCAAGAGCGAAGAAUCUAAGAAGGAGUGGAGGGAGUUCUGCAUGAAGUUCGAGAACGUCGUGGAGGACUUCAACUUCGCCACCCUUCUUCGACUGGACUGUGAGCAAGACUAUGCUGAGGAAAAUACGACACUCGUUCCUAGGGUACAGUUCUACGCUGUAGAGAUUGCGCGGAACAGAGAAGGGCUCAACGACGCCGUGAGAAAAAACUUCCUUCCGAAACCGAGCCCUCAGAAGCAGUGAGUGUAAGUAGCAUUUAGCCAUGGAACUUU